This is a messenger RNA of Caenorhabditis remanei, 639 nucleotides long. RefSeq lists its product as uncharacterized. NCBI's taxonomy places the organism in Eukaryota, Metazoa, Nematoda, Chromadorea, Rhabditida, Rhabditidae. The coding region runs from base 1 to 639 and encodes 212 amino acids. The transcript is spliced from 6 exons. The record is from RefSeq and is a predicted model, not a curated record.
AUGUCUCGUAUUCCCAUCAACCUCGAGAAACCAAUUCUCGAUUUCGAAUCUCGCCAGGUUCCGGUGUUCCAGGAAGUCAUUGAGAACUUCGAAGAGAAAUGUUGUGACGAGCAUCACCCACAACGUUUACAAGUUGCUCAAUCCGCUAGGAACUCUCUGAAACUUCUUCGAAUGAGCUGGGAAGCAAAAGUGACUACCGAGAGGGAUCAACUAUCCGUGUACGCUCAAGUAAUGGGAGUGACUGUUGGUGACGUUUUGGAGCAGAAAAACAACAUUGACUAUCAUCGAUUCUCACUCAUCCUGGCCCAAUGGUGCACCAAGUUGUCUCACAUCCAAAAAGAAUUUCAAUCCAUGCAUACCCAUGAAUCAUCGCAGCUGCUCACCCUCAAAAUGCCACCUGGAAGCCAUGAGGUCUCUCAGAAUCAUUUCCGAAUGCACUUUCGAAAGGCUAUAAUGGCCUACACGGUCCUCACGUCAUUUGACCGCAAUCUCCCAUCUUUGACCCCGGUCGUCCAGUUCUUUAUAGCUCAAAUUAUCAAUGAAAGCCGCACUUACCACGACCCAGCUGUGUACCAUAUGGUGUCACUCUUCAUCGAACACAUCAUUCGAGAAGCCAACAGUUUGAUGCUCCAGCGUUGA